UUUAUAACAUAAGUGGUACCAUAAAAUCAGGGAUUAAUUGCUUGACAUGUGAUUUUCAUUACAUGACUAAACAAAAUAUGUUUGAUAAUUGAAAUCUUAAUAUAUCGUUUUGAUGAGAUGGCAAGCAAGGAUUUGCCGGCAUUUAUAAAUUACAUAACAAAUGUUACAGAGCAGCAACAGAUAUAUUAUGUUGGGCAUUCACAGGGUACCAUGAUAGCAUUUGCUGAGUUUUCACGCAACAAACAAUUAGCUAGCAAAAUCAAGAGAUUCUACGCUUUAGCACCAGUAGCUUUUGUAGGCUCAAUGACAAGUCCUUUAAAAUAUUUAGCUCCUUUUGUUCCAGAAAUUGAGUGGCUGCUUAAAGUAAUUGGAGUACGAGAUUUUCUGCCUCAAUCAUGGAUAAUAUCAUGGCUAGGUUCCCACAUGUGUAGCCAAAUAUUGAUUGAUGAUGUUUGUGCUAACAUUGUUUUCGUAAUUUGUGGUUUUGAUAUACCACAAAUGAACAAGUCGCGACUUGACGUUUACAUAACGCAUACUCCAGCAGGCACUUCAGUGCAAAAUAUUAUUCAUUUUGAACAGUUGUACAUGUCAAAGAAAUUUCAAAUGUAUGACUGGGGUAAAAAAGAGAAUUUGAAAAAGUACAAUCAAUCAACACCGCCUAUAUACAAUAUCUCUAACUUUCAUAUACCAACUGUGAUGUAUUCUGGUGGAAAUGAUUGGUUAGCAGAUUCUAAUGAUGUCAGCAAACUCUUAGACCUUUUACCUGAAGAAAUAAUAAUAUCUCAUAAAGUGAUUGAUUCUUGGAUGCACCUCGAUUUUAUAUGGGGAAUGGAUGCACCUGAAGAAGUUUAUAAUGAUUUGAUAGCUGAUGCCCUGAGGCAAGAGGCUUUAAAUAAACAUUAGAGAUUUGUAAUUAUAAAUAACAAUUAGAGAUUUGUAAAAUGGUUAGUAUUUUUAAAAUAGUUGGUAUUUGUAGCUUUUUAUUAAUGAUUUGUAAAAUAAUUGUUGUUAGUGGACUUUUUAUAUUUAUAUAGAAAUUAU
This is a messenger RNA of Hydra vulgaris (swiftwater hydra), 1041 nucleotides long. NCBI's taxonomy places the organism in Eukaryota, Metazoa, Cnidaria, Hydrozoa, Anthoathecata, Hydridae. The record is from RefSeq and is a predicted model, not a curated record.